Nomia melanderi (Alkali bee) is the source of this 342-nucleotide messenger RNA. RefSeq names its product proteasome assembly chaperone 3-like. Gene Ontology annotation, biological process: proteasome assembly. The record is from RefSeq and is a predicted model, not a curated record. NCBI's taxonomy places the organism in Eukaryota, Metazoa, Arthropoda, Insecta, Hymenoptera, Halictidae.
AUGAAGAAUCAUGCUUGUGCUAUUGUGAUUGAUGGUCAUCAUACUGAUAUUGCUUUGAAGAUCUAUAGUAAUCGUGUACUAGCAGUUAUCACACAGUUUAAAAAGUUUGGGACGUUGGUGGUAGUAUCCCGAGGAACUGUAGUACACGAGUUAAAUAACAGGACAUUUUCUACGAAGGUUUUGUUUGGAAAAGAUGAUAUCGAAGUCGUUGCAGCUGCACGAUUUAUAACGGAACAGAUCGAUGUGGAUAAACCUGUAUUAGUAUCAAUUUCUUUGAAAAAUUAUGAUCCGAAAACUUUGAAAGCUAUCGCCAAGGCUGUAAACGAAAUAAAAUCGUGGUAA